ACUGAAAUCGACAGACUGAUAAUGUAGCAUUUACUCUAAAAAGUCAACUAAAGAAUUAGCGUCGCAAAUAUUCCGGCUAAUGCUGAUGUCCCAGCUUCAGAGACACUUCGCACUCCCAGACUGGUUAUCUGGCUUACGUGCAAACAAAGCGAUGCGUCUCUUAACCUCUAUUAAGCCGGAUUUAACCUGAUCCAGUAAUGAUAUAAAGUGACCUAGCUGGGGAUCUAAGUAACUUUUUUUUGUGUGCACGUGUCAUUGUGGAAUACGACCACUGGACUAGUUUACUUAGAUUUGACAUCACGGCACCCUAUGGUGCUCCGGCAGGCACCGAGACAUGGAUGUUCCCCAGGCCGUUUUCCCAAACGGUGAGGGGCGCCUGAGCCUCCAAGACCAUGUCUGGACGGAGUCCUCCAGCUCGGGGGCUUGGGCUCACUCUGCCCCCGUGUGUCCCCGCUCGCUCUGGACCGCGGUGUUUGACUACGAGGCCAGCGGGGAGGACGAGCUCAGCCUGCGGCGAGGAGACGUGGUGGAGGUCCUGUCUAAGGACGCAGCCAUAUCGGGAGACGAAGGCUGGUGGACUGGGAAGAUCAACCAUCGCGUGGGCAUCUUCCCAUCUAAUUAUGUUACUUACCAACCAGUCAUUUAUAGAGCUGUAGGGGGUCGCAAGAGUGACCCGUCCGCCCCUGUCCGGAUACCGUUCUCUGAACUUGUUCUACAAGAAAUCAUCGGCGUCGGUGGGUUUGGCAAAGUCUACCGGGGGACCUGGAAGGACCAGGAGGUCGCAGUGAAGGCAGCUCGACAGGACCCCGACGAGGACAUUAAAGCGACUGCAGACAGUGUUAAACAAGAAGCUAAACUUUUCUCGAUGCUUCAACAUCCUAAUAUUAUUAAACUAGAAGGGGUGUGCUUGGAGGAACCUAACCUGUGUCUGGUCAUGGAGUAUGCCCGAGGAGGGACUCUGAACCGCGCUUUGACGGGCAGAAGGAUCCCCCCUCAUAUCCUCGUGAACUGGGCCGUCCAGAUCGCCAGAGGCAUGCAGUAUCUCCAUGAGGAGACCGUGGUUCCCAUUAUUCACCGAGACCUCAAAUCCAGCAACAUUUUAUUACUUGAAACAAUUGAGAAUGAUGACAUUGGUCGAAAAACCCUGAAGAUCACUGACUUUGGCCUGGCCCGUGAGUGGCACAAAACAACCAAAAUGAGUGCAGCUGGCACUUAUUCCUGGAUGGCUCCUGAGGUCAUCAAGUGCUCUCUGUUUUCCAAAGGGAGUGAUGUCUGGAGCUAUGGAGUCCUCCUUUGGGAAUUACUGACUGGAGAGGUUCCUUACCGUGGCAUUGACGGUUUGGCAGUUGCCUAUGGAGUGGCUGUUAACAAAUUAACCCUUCCCAUUCCAUCUACCUGUCCCGAGCCAUUUGCCAGGCUCAUGGAGGAAUGCUGGGACCAGGAUCCGCACAUCCGUCCGUCCUUUGCUUCCAUCUUGGAGCAGCUGACUGCCAUCGAGGAGGCUGUGAUGGCCACCAUGCCGCAGGACUCCUUCCACUCAAUGCAGGAGGACUGGAGAGUGGAGAUUCAAGAAAUGUUUGAUGAGCUACGCACUAAAGAAAAGGAGCUUCGUUCACGUGAGGAGGAGCUGACGCGAGCAGCCCUUCAGCAGAAGUCUCAAGAAGAGCUGUUGAAGAGGAGGGAACAGCAGCUGGCCGAGCGGGAAAUUAAUGUGCUUGAGCGCGAGCUCAACAUCCUCAUAUUCCAACUCAACAAGGACAAGCCCAAUGUUAAAAAACGAAAGGGCAAGUUCAAACGCAGUCGCCUCAAGCUCAAAGAUGGCAACCGCAUCAGCUUACCCUCAGAUUUUCAGCAUAAAAUCACAGUUCAGGCUUCUCCGACUAUGGACAAGAGAAGAAGCCUCAACAGCACCAACUCCAGCCCUCCCAGCAGCCCUACACUGAUCCCUCGCCUCAGAGCCAUUCAGUUGAGCCACCCAAGUGACACUAGCCGAAGGGGCAGUAUGUUUGUGUAUCACCAGGAUGUGGAUAUCACAAGCGAGUGUAAACCUCCUAGUGGGUUUAGGAAGAAAGUGACCUUGGAUGAGAGCAACAGGACAUGGGGUCGAAGCACCAAUUACAAACCCGAGGAGUUUGAAGAUGUUAAGAAAGGGUUUAAGAAGAAGGGCCGCACUUGGGGACCAAGCUCUGUGCAGACCAAGGAAAGAGGAAAUUGUGCUGAAAGAGUUCGACCUCUUUCAGAUGGAAGCAGUCCUUGGUCCACUAGUCUUAUGAAGGCCCAGAAAUCUGUUCCUUUGGCUGCAUUAUUUGCAGAGCAGGGAACCAAUAAAGGUGAAGUAUGCUCUGCUGAUGGAUCUGACAACAAACCAAAGCAACUGAAGUUCCCCAACCAGGUAUAUAUUGAUCUACCUCUGUGGAAAGAUGAACAGGGUGAGAGCCAGGGGCCGGCUGGUGGAGGUGAGAGCCAGGAAGACCCAACAACAUCCACCAGUUCCACUAGCACCACACCGCAGCACACACCCACCAACAGCCUGAAGCGCACCACCACACGCCGGCGCACAGACACUGUUCUCUAUGGCUGUGCCUCCAUCCUGGCAUCUGUCGCCCUCGGCUUCGACCUGCGGGAGGUUUGUAAGAGUGCUGCUACUGAGGAAUCAGAGCUACGUGAGGAGAAGAAAAAACGAGAGGGCCUGUUUCAACGGGCCACCCGCUUCCGCCGCAGCACCAGCCCCCCCGGUGGCCGCACCCACAAGGAUGAGGUUACCGCAGGACCCGUAAACCUACUCGCCAUGUCAUCGAUUUCUGAGUGCAACUCCACCAAGUGCCUCCUGCAGUCAGAUUUUGAGGGGUCUGGGUAUAACCCAAUGAACGAGACUCCAGCUAGCAAUUCCCAGACACAUCAGCAUACAGACACUAGUGAUGUUCUUCCCUCAGCCCCUGUACAAGAUCAUACUUCUGGAUCCAACUCUCGACUUAGGAGAAAGAAGUCAAGCCCUGCUGUGUGUCAGACCAGUGAGUGAUCUUUUAAAAUUCUA
This is a messenger RNA of Carassius auratus (goldfish), 3034 nucleotides long. Its product is annotated as mitogen-activated protein kinase kinase kinase 21-like. Lineage: Eukaryota; Metazoa; Chordata; Actinopteri; Cypriniformes; Cyprinidae. Gene Ontology annotation, biological process: protein phosphorylation. The record is from RefSeq and is a predicted model, not a curated record. Gene Ontology annotation, molecular function: ATP binding; protein binding; JUN kinase kinase kinase activity.